AUGAAAAUCCAUUAUAUUAAUAUAUUAUUGUUUGAGCUUCCAUUAAAUAUAUUGAUAUAUAAUCAAAGGAACCAUUACAUCACACGUACACCAAAAGCAACCACUAGGACAUUAUGCGAAUGUGAAUUGUAUGCACCAUCAAACUAUGAUAGUGAUCCCGAAAUGAAAAGGGUAAUGCAACAAUUUGUGGAUCGUACAACACAACGAUUUCACGAAUAUGACGAACGUAUGAAAACUACACGCCAAAAAUGUAAAGAACAAUGCGAUAAAGAAAUACAAAAAAUUAUUUUAAAAGAUAAAUUAGAAAAACAAAUGGCACAACAGUUAACCACAUUAGACCCGAAUAUAACCACUGAAGAUAUUCCCACAUGUAUUUGCGAAAAAUCUUUAGCAGAUAAAACAGAAAAGUUUUGUCUUAAUUGUGGAAAAACUAUGGGAGGGGUUGCCCCCGGUUGGGGUCUGGUCAGCGGUUUAGGUUAUGUAGGAUGGACAAAUUAUGUUACACAAACGGCUCUGCAAAAGGGUAUUGAAGCAGGUGUUAAAGCAGGGAUUGAAGAAUUAAAAGGUUUUCCUGGCUUACGUAAAUUAAUUAAGGUUUCACAAAUACAAAGUUUCAUUAAUCCUGCAAAUUAUGCUGAAGAAACGACGUAUUUUAAUUUUAUUAAGCAAGUAGAAAAUACAAAGUGUGUUGUUAAAGAACACACAUUUUGCUAUUCCACAUAUAUUUCGAAAGAAAAUGCAUUAUCCCAGCGAGCAUCAGAAAUAGCAAAAAAUGCUGCAGAUAUGGCUAAACUUGCUGAAAGAGAAGUAUUGGACAAAGCAGCACCUGUUACUAGUGGUUUAAAUACUGCUAUUAUUGCUUCUAUUGUUGCAAUACUAGUUAUAGUUUUAGUUAUGAUAAUUAUUUAUUUAUUUUUACGUUAUCGUAAAAAUAAAAAAAUGAAGAAAAAACUCCAAUAUAUCAAAUUAUUAGAAGAAUAG
This is a messenger RNA of Plasmodium falciparum 3D7, 981 nucleotides long. Its product is annotated as rifin. The transcript is spliced from 2 exons. Lineage: Eukaryota; Apicomplexa; Aconoidasida; Haemosporida; Plasmodiidae. The record is from RefSeq and is a predicted model, not a curated record. Bases 1 to 981 code for a protein of 326 amino acids.